Molecule: messenger RNA, 309 nt
Organism: Blepharisma stoltei
Lineage: Eukaryota; Ciliophora; Heterotrichea; Heterotrichida; Blepharismidae
Source: the annotation of a GenBank genome assembly
AUGAAUUUUGACUUAAAGAGGCAAUUGCUUGAAAUAACUCCUUUUGGAAAAUCCCUUAAGUGCAUAUAUAAACUAUUUAAAUCUUAUUUGGAGCAAAAAUAUCCUUUCUUUCCUUUUUAUUUAAGUAUUGUAAGACCUAUUUCCCAUUCUAUCAAUAUAAACACAUCUCAAUAUAUCAUUAUAUAUCAUAUAACGACGCUGAGUUUUAAUAAUAAGAAGAGCCAUUGGACCAAUUUCUUCAAUUUUCUUAAAACUCAAUUAUAUAUUUUGCAUGAGAAUUCGUCCUACCCAUGGAUAAUUUUAGCUUAA